AUGUUGCGCAGACUAGGAAUCCUAAUAGGCUUGCGUGGCUGUCCAAGCUUGUGCUUUGGUCUAGGCAACGAUAGCUCUUUCUCCAACUUGACAGGCUCCUUCUCGUUCUCCUUGUCGGAACCUCUGUUGGAAAGGCUCUCUUCCUCUGUUGGUUUCUCCUCGAUGGCGGCUGGUUCGUCCUCCUCGAACUCGAAAUCGCAAGUCAAAUGCUCCACCUUCAGCAAAGAGUUCUUCAUAGACUCCAAAUCCCUGUUGUUUGGGUCGAUGGUCAAACUAGAUCUCAAAACCGAAAACAAGUCGAAACUCAUGGACGGGAAAAUGUCAAACAGAGUCUCUCUGUUGGCAGCAAAAUGCAAAAACAGCCUGUCGCUGGAACUGGCCGAGUUGAAUGGCGACUUUCCGAAAACAAUGUUCAACAGACAAAUCCCAAGAGACCAGAUGUCCACCUUGUCGGCGCUGUACGUGUCGAUGUCCUUGUGGUCCAAUAGCUCGGGAGCCAUGUAG
Molecule: messenger RNA, 504 nt
Organism: Ogataea philodendri
Lineage: Eukaryota; Fungi; Ascomycota; Pichiomycetes; Pichiales; Pichiaceae
Exons: 1
Coding region: 1-504 (167 amino acids)
Source: RefSeq, a predicted model, not a curated record